CAGUGGCCAGCCAAUCUGUGAAAGCAAACAGUCUAAUGUCUCACCAGGCCUAUUGGCGGCUCUCAUUCUCCUGCUCUUGGUCAACAUCCUAUUGUUAAGAUACAUUUAUGUUAGGUGGUUCAUGUCUCUAGACCCAUGGUCCAGGGAAACUGGGUCUCGAUCUAUAUUAUCAGUGCCAGUCAGUAGGACUAUAUUAGUGCGAUCACCCGACCAAGAGCAUCUCAUCACAAAAUCAGGUUUGAGCCUUGAAGAAACUGAUUUGCCUAUUGGCUUAAGGCCGGUCCAGACACUCCGUUUUGCACAACGUUUUGUCUCCGCAGUUCAAGACGUUGCAGACAAAACGUUGCGUGUGGACCGGAAAACUGCGCAGUUUUGAGUCCGUCGGGAGGACUGCACAGUUGCAGCGAUAACUGAUCUCGUGAGCUCUGAAAACCGUGACCUGCGCAGACAUGUCGUUGCGUGUGGACACUUACUCCGUUUUCCAAUCCGUUUUGUUCCUCAGUUUUCUCUAAUCAUCCGACCAUGGCAGAUCUGCGGCAAUGUUCUCGCGAGUUUUUGACGGAUUUUAUUUCACAUUAUGAAAGUUUUCCGUGCCUUUGGCGAGUUAAAUCUAAAGAGUACAGUGAUAGGGACAAAAAGGGGGAAGCGUACGAGAGAUUGGUUGAAAAGUUCAAAGAAAUAGAUGUCAACGCGAGCAGGGAGACAGUGGUGAAGAAAAUCAAUUCUUUGAGAAGCGUUUAUCGCAAAGAAUUGGCAAAGGUAAACAAAUCGAUUCGAUCUGGGGCUGGAGAAGACGAAAUUUACAAGCCAUCUCUGUGGUAUUUCGAUUUGCUGCAUUUUCUCAAUGAUCAGGAGACACCAAGGCCGUCGAGGAAUACCAUGGACGAAAGUGAAGAGUCUGUAAACUGCGACGAAUCAUCACAACUGGUGGAAGACGAUGUGCAAGAAACUGUUAUUGACAGUGGGCCCAGUGAAGCUGCUACUACCCCUGCUACUCCUGCUUCCGAAGCAUCUACGAGUACUUCCCAUUCUGUCAAUACCUCGCACAAGUUAACUCGUAACAAGAGGAAGGCUGUUGGGAAUGAUGAUGGCACAAUUGAAGUCCUGCAGGUGAUAGGGAAGAAACUGGAAUCGCUACAGGCAGAUGAUGCAUUUCAGGUAUUCGGAAAACAUGUGGCUAAUAAACUCGGAGAAGUCCCGAAUUCACAAAACAUAAUUGCUCAGAAACUAAUUUCCGACGUUUUAUUCGAAGCUGAGUUGGGUACGCUUACCAGAAAUUUUCGAAUUGUUGACAUGAAAAGCCAGCGACAAGAUGAUUUUGGUUCAAUGAAUGCCACGAAUUAUUGGCCUCAACAGAAUACGCCACAUCAAAUCAGAAUGCAACAAAAUCUUUCUUCACAAGUUGGACAAUACCACUCCUUCUCGCAGCAGCCGCGGCCUAUGCCACAUAACUACGCCCCAGAACAAAUACCUCACACUCAGGAGUAUGAAACAAUUGGGAAAAUUCCGGCAGUUUCAUGCAUCAUCCCACAGCAAGGUGAACAAGAUGUACAGACACGCGCCCACCAAGCCCCUGCCCACUCUCCCGUUGGAACCUACUUGUCAUCAUUUCAACCAAACUGAAGUAUACUUGCGUGCAUUUCUAUUGCUUACCAUAAUAACUUUUCUACAAUAAUAAAGUUUAUAAUGUUCAAUUAAAUAAUAAAUCGUUUAUGGAAAAUA
This is a messenger RNA of Cylas formicarius (sweet potato weevil), 1722 nucleotides long. RefSeq lists its product as uncharacterized. Bases 523 to 1623 code for a protein of 366 amino acids. NCBI's taxonomy places the organism in Eukaryota, Metazoa, Arthropoda, Insecta, Coleoptera, Brentidae. The record is from RefSeq and is a predicted model, not a curated record. The transcript has 2 exons.